Diabrotica virgifera virgifera (western corn rootworm) is the source of this 7205-nucleotide messenger RNA. RefSeq lists its product as uncharacterized. The transcript is spliced from 4 exons. Gene Ontology annotation, molecular function: zinc ion binding. Bases 73 to 2475 code for a protein of 800 amino acids. The record is from RefSeq and is a predicted model, not a curated record. NCBI's taxonomy places the organism in Eukaryota, Metazoa, Arthropoda, Insecta, Coleoptera, Chrysomelidae.
CUAGAUCAACUGAUUUUUGUAAUUAGAUUCAAAUUUCAAAUAUAGUAUUAAAAUACAUAUACUGAACUGAAAAUGAAUUCAAAUUCAGAAGACUGUGAAGUGUUUUUCCCAAAUUUUCAAACGAAAAUUAUUAAAAAAGAAAAAGAUCAUCAGGGUUGGGUGUAUAACUUGAGAGUCAAUAUAUCCUCAAAAGAAGAUGCACAAAAAUGGCUCCAAGAGUUUUCAGAAAACACGAAAACCACAUAUAGAGUGAGGAAUAGCUUUGCUGAUAAUACAGCAAAAAUUGUGUUUAAGAAGGAGUAUCGGUGUAUCCAUAACACAAGGCCAGAUACACAUAAGGUUAAGGCCCCUCAUUCUAAACAUACUGGUUGUAAUGCAAAAAUUAUAAUAACUGUUAAGCAACAAAAUAUGAAAAGGAGUAAGGAUAUAUAUUUGUCAGAGUACCCAGCAGAGAUAUUUUUAAAGUAUACCCACAACCACUUAAUACUAGUCGCAGAUGCCUUACGACAUAGGACUCCCUCAGAUGAUAUAAUAGAAAAAUUUAAAAAGCUGUUUUCCAAAGGACAUUCACCCUCAUCUGCAUUAAAUAUUUAUAAGUCAGAAUUGCAAGAGGAGUAUGAAGAGGACUAUUAUAAAAUUGUGGCAGAUGGGUCAAAAUGUCCCACACGUAGAUGGUGCUAUGAACUGUAUUAUAAAAUGUUUAAUAAACAAUAUGGUGAUCCUUCUGGAAGUGAAAUGGUUGCUUCUUUAAAAUUGUUCAUCGAACAAUAUAAUGCAAAAUGUGGAGAGCAAUGUGCAAUUAUGUCGGAAGAUGUAGAAAAUCUAGUUGUGUGUAUUUGCUCACCACUAAUGAAACGAGUGCAUAAGUAUGAAAGAUCAUCGGGUGAAAUUAUGUUUAUCGACUCGUCUGGUAACAUGGAUAGGCAUAACAGCAGGGUUUUUUUAAUGUUAUGUCCCACAGUUGCUGGUGGGUUACCUGUAGGAAUUAUUAUGACGUACAGUGAGUGCGAAAAUGUUAUAACAAAAGGGAUAAAUCUUUUUAAAACUAUUUUAAAUACUGAUAGUUUUUACGGAAAUUCAUUUCCAAGUAUUAUUAUGACAGAUGACAGUGCUGCAGAAAGAGCUGCAUUAAAAACAUCUUUUCCAAAUUCCACUCUUUUGUUGUGCAAGUUUCAUGUGCUUCAGGCGAUAAUGCGUUAUUUAUGGGAUAAUAAACAUAAAAUUCAUGUAGACGAUAGGCUUCCAAUUUACAAAAAUUUUAAUAGUGUGUUACAUUCACCUUCUGAAGAUGAAUUUCAUGAGAAAGUAAAGAGUUUUAUGGAAUGUGAUAGUGUCAAAAAAUAUCCCAAUUUUGUAAAAUAUUUCGAAAACUUUGUUAAAAGGUCUCCAGAAUGGGCACUAUAUUAUCGUUCUAAUUUAUUAACUAGGGGAAAUAAUACAAAUAAUUUUUGCGAAGCAGGUUUUAGAAUUAUAAAAGAUAAAAUCUUAAAUCGAGUCAAGGCUUUCAGUAUAGUACAAAUGUUCGAUUUUUUAACAAGCAGUUUAGAAAGUUAUUAUGAGAGAAAAAUAAGCGAUAUAAUAAACAACCGAUCAGAGGGAGUUAAGAAAUCAAAGCAUUUCAUAAGUGAUGAAAAAAUCGAAAAUCUUAAGUGUAUUCAAAUUGACCUGAAUAUGUUUGAAGUAUUGUCUGGGGAUAACAAAUAUUUCGUCAAUUAUAGUGAUGAACUUUGUUCAUGUCCGGUAGGAAGUCAAGGUGCUCCUUGCAAGCAUCAGCUUGCAGUUGUAAAACAGUUUAGUUUGUCAUCUUCACAAUUUAUACCUUUUGCAGAUCCCCCAGCAAAAAUAAUCCUGUUUAAAAUUCUUUAUGGAAAAUCACCUGAAAAUGAAGAAUGGUUUGCCUCCUUGACUAGUUCAACAGCAAAUAAAUCUGAUGUUUCCCUUGUCAAUAAGACCCUUCCAUCACAAAUUCCCUCAAAUAAUAGUGAGGUAGAGUUACCACAACCUAGUUGUAAUGUAAAUGUUGAUGAAGGGUGUCAAAUGAUUCAGGAAGUAUCAGAAUUAUUUAAAGAUAAGUUUAUGAAAAAUCCUGAGCUGUAUUUCGAUGCUAUCAAGAAAUUUCAUGAACUUGCAACUAAUGCUGCUAAAACAGAUUCAGCUUUAAUCUCAGGAUUACACACAUUUGGAAAGUAUACGGGAGCUGGUAAUCCUCUGAUAUCAAAAAAGAAAAAUCUGCAAGGAGGCAACCGUAUAGGAGUUCAGCCGACAUCCAUUUCCCGCAGGAAAAGAAAAAUAUGUGGAAGAUCACUUUCGAAUAGUGGCCGACCCCCUAAAAGACAAAGGCUGGAGGAUCAUGCAUAUCCCAAAAUAAAAACUUCUACAAAUGUCUCAUUAAGAGAGAAAUCAAAUUAUAAAAGGACAAGAGCUCCUCAUUCUUUACAAUUUUGCGUAGAAAAUAAUAUCAAUUUGGGCAAAUAAUUUGUCAUGGUAUUUCUUAUUCUUUCUUUUAAUGGUAUUAUAAUCCUGGAUGCAGUUUUGCCUGUUUGACUAUUUCUCUAUAUUAUGUUCAUGGUUUUCAGAUUGUCUUCAAUGUUAUCUAACCAUCUUAUUCUGGGUCUUCUUCCCUUUCAGCUACUUGCUGGUUCCCAUUGUAAAAUUGUCUUUGUUGAUUUUGGGCCUUCUAACCUCUGGACAUGACACAGCCAUGCCAACCUCUGACUAUACAUAAAUCAUACAAUAUUGUGCCCUUCGUUUAGUUCAUUGAUCUCAUCGAUUCUUCUGAUUCUCCAAGGACCAUCCUCCUCUUGUACUGGUUCAUAUACUUUUCUCAAAUAUCUUCAGUUUUUCUUCAUCUUGUUUUGUCAUUACUCAGGACUCACAUCCGUAGGUUACUACAGGUCUAAUAAUUAAUGUUUGGUACCUAAAUAAUUUUUUUGGAUCUUCUGUCUAAUAAUGUUAAUGUCUUUGAUCUGUUAUUAGCAUGCUAUGUGUGAUUUCCACUAGCAAUAUGUGGGUUAAUUUCAUUGUUCAUGAUAUUCAUCUGAUUGAUUUCUGUGCCUAGAUAUGUGAAUUGACACCCACACAUGUGAGUGCCACUUGUUCGAAGGAUUUGUUUAUAGCCAUAUUGUUUUCAUUAUCAGGCGUUCUUUUGACAGUCAUAUACUUGGUAUUUAUCUCAUUUAUUUGAAGUCUUUAUUAACACGUCUAUAAGAUGUUUUUACUCCUGCUGAUGACUACAUCAUCUGUAUAUAUGCAGUUAUUUGUAUUUACUUACCUCUCAUGGUACUUAUGUGAUAUAAUCAAAGUACCCUUUAGUCAGCAAUUAGGUAAUGUUAUCAUUUAAAUUGAUAUUGUUCUCUGAAGUUAAUAUUUUGAAAUGUUUAGAUGUCAGUUUGAUUAAAGGUUUAAUUAUGUAUCAAGUAACUUUGUGAAAAAAUAAGAGUUCAAUAAGUAAUUCUACAACAUACAAAAAUAAGAUUUUUUUCAUAAAAAUUUAGUGUUGUCCGAAGAACCAACGUCUUCAGAGUCCAGAUAAUUAAUAAUAAUAAUAAUAGACAUCCCAAUGAGGCCAGCCAAGACUAUGUCGACAAUACAGCAUCGAACUAUUGGUUGACAAUUACCUGAAAUAUAUCGUCAAAGACCCUCAGGUCCAAAACGACAAAUGUUGAUAUGGAUGUCGUCGCAGAAACCAUCCAACAUCUUACAGGGGGCUGCCAGGAAUUCUCUGCAACUGAAUAUAAGGAACGGCAUGACUCAGUGGGAAAGAUCCUUAUAUACAUAUUAUCAAUACAUCCCUGAGAGUAUGCUUAAGAACGACAACUACAAGCUAUACUGAGACCUCACUGUACUCAUAGACCAAACAGUGGCCCAUAAAUAGACCAGAUCUCAUACAAGUUAAUAAAUUAACAAGACAAACAACACUAAUUGACGUAACCAUACCUAACAACAAUAAUCUUUUACUGAAAAGAUCGCCAAGUACAAGAAUGCAAAGUACCCAGACAAUACCUAUUAUUAUGUCUACUACUACUGGAGUCAUUCCCAAGAACCUCCUCGAAAGCAUAAAAAGGCUGGGUCUAAAUGAAUAUCUUUACAAGACCAUGCAGAAAGCUGUACUACUCACAACAGCCAGAUGUGUACGAAAAUUUUUGGGAGAUACACCUGCAUACCAAGUCACCUACAGGGCUCGAUAACAUGGAAAGAGUCCCACCAGAGCUCAAUCCUUUUGAUACCGUACGUAUCUGGGAUGAGUCAAUUUUCCUCUUAAAGGGGUGUGAGCCAUAUGGCUAAAUAUGAUAAUAGAUAGCUUUAUUCUAAAACACAACAAUAUUAUUAGGUACAUUAAUUUAAUGCAUCUUAUCUUUGUUACAAAAAACUUUUUUAUAAUUCCCAAGUUUAAAGUUGUAUUCUUUUUUAACCUCCAGGUGACUUUCCGAGAAUCUAUUAUCAGCCCGACUUAUUAUAAAGAGAACAUCUAAGCAAUUUUUACACUCUUUCACAGCUGGAUCAAUAAUUGUUGUUGGAAGUUGGGUUUAUUUUUUAGAUUUGACUUUGACUUUUUUUAAUGGGAAGCAUAAAAAAGUUGACACAAAAGCAUCUCAUUAUAUAUUCACAUUAUUUUGAUAUUUUGGUCUUGAAAUCUACCUGUAUAAUUAUUUUAUGAUCUCCCAUAGCUAUUGCACUGUUGCCUGUUGCAUUUUGUUGGCCUGUGACAUCAUUCUGGUAUGUAGAACGUUGGCGUAGGAUGAAUACAACGUACAGGACUAAGUAAAAUCAACAAACCUGAUUUUUUUUAAAUAUCUAACUUAUUUUAACUACUGUAUGCAAGUAACCACAUUUUCAAAAUUUUGAACUGCUAAAAUUUUACCCUUUGCUUUAAAAUUAAGUGGUUUACUUAUUUAAUUAAGUGGUUUACUUAUUUCUAGGAUUCACAUUGAGGAUGGUCAGUUUUGACCAAAAACGUUUGGUGAUAUUCCAUAAUCCAUUUGAAUAAUGUUAAAAAAAAUUAAUAAAUUUAUAUAAUAACAUUCAACAGAAGUCUUUACUUGUUUAUUAUAUUGUACAUAAAUACACUCAUUGUACGGCAUAAUAAUAAUCAUACUUAUUGUAAAUGAAACAUUAAUGUAUAGUCGAAAAAAAAUUAAUAAAUUUAUAUAAUAACAUUCAACAGAAGUCUUUACUUGUUUAUUAUAUUGUACAUAAAUACACUCAUUGUACGGCAUAAUAAUAAUCAUACUUAUUGUAAAUGAAACAUUAAUGUAUAGUCGAUUCGCUUUUCCGAGACUCAACUGUCUAGUGAAGUUAGUAAUUUAUUUUUUUGGUAAAUUAAGUUGUCAGGAAAUUAGACACAAGAUGACUGGAAAUUACUACACAACCACACGUAAUUGCUCUUGCCAAUAUUAUUAAUAAUAAACACACAUAAUAAUAAUAAUAUAUUUAUUUAUUUAUUUACGGGUUUCCCCAAUUUAAAAAAAAAAUAUACAUAUAUAAACAAUAAACAAUAAGUAGAAGUAAAAGUAGUAUUAGUAAAGUCCAGUAAAACAGUAAAAAAACUAAAAAUAAAAUAAAAUGAAUUAAAUGAAAGUGUGACAGCAUAAAACUGUAGUAAGUACAUUACAAUAAAACUAAAUUUAACAUACACACAAUCCACGUUAUGCAGUGACAAUACAUAAUAAUAUAAUAUAAACUGACAUUAAUCAACUAACUACAGACAAUAAAAAAAUUAACACAUUACAUAAUACAAAAGCAUUAUCCAUGGCAAAAAUUAACAAAUCCACUGAAAAUAUAAUAUUAAAUAUUAAACAUAAGUGCUGACCGGAAAAAUUGAUUUUAGUUGGUUUUUAAAUACUCGACUGGAAGAAGAGAAUAAAUCGAUGUCCAAAUCAUUCAGGCGACUUAAAGUUCUAUCUAUUGGUGAGUUAAGACCAUAGUUAGUUGAAUGAUGAGGUACAUGGAACAAGUUAUUAUUUCUCAGAUUAUGGUUUGGAAUAUUAAAGUUUAUUAAUUUUAAUAAAUCAGGACAAUUGAUUUCACUAUUUAAUAGUUUAUAAAUAAAAGCUAGAUCAUUUAUAAUUCUACGGUCUUUUAAGGAGUGCAAAUUGAGAUCACUACGGAUGAUGGUAUAGUUGUGGUUUAGUUCAAUAACAUUAUAUCCCAAUCUGUAUGCUGCAAAUCUUAAAAACUUAUUUUGAACUCUCUCGAGAAUAUAAUACUUUAUUUGAAAUAGGAUAACCUAAUAUAAACAUGCUAAAGUACAUAUAGUCAAAACAAUACAAGUAGGUAUUGAUAUAGUCCAUAACAUAAUUUAAAAAGUAAAAAACUAAAACUAAUUUAAAAUGUCAAUACCUAAAGCCACAAACAUUUGAUAAUUUAAAAUUUAAAAAGUAAAAAACUCAAACUAAUUAAAAUGUCAAUAUCGAAAGCCACAAACAUUUGAAUAAAAUACCAAUGCGAUCAAUGCAAGCACAAUAAGUAUACAUAUAAGGCAACACAAAUACAUUCAACACAUCUUAUUCUCUAUAAUAUAUUUUUUUUAAACUGUACUUGAAUGUAUUAAUGUUUCUACAAGUUCUUAAAUCGAGAGGUAGUUCAUUAUAUUCUUUAAACCCUUUGCAAAUUAAAGAUUUCAUCAUAAAGCUAUUUUUAAACUCAACAAUAUGUAGAUUAUUUGUACCCCUUGUAUUAUAAUCAUGUACAUCUCUCUGAAAAGAAAAAUAUUUUUGAAAGUAAGAUGGAGCCAACGAGUUCAAUAUUUUAUACACAAAAACCAUGGUUAGGUAAUGCAAACGUUGACGAACUGACAACCAUUCAAGUGAUUUUAACAUAGUCAAUAUUGGCGUUAUUCUACUAGUUCUUAAUAUGAUGCGCAUCCCUCUAUUUUGAAGUUUUUGUAACUGACUAAUUUUAUUAAGACUGGACAAAUAUACAAUCGAUGCACAGUAAUCAAAGUGUGGCUGUAUUAUUGUAUUAUAUACAGUUACUUUAGUCUCAGUCGACAGAUUUUGAGCUAUUCUGGUGAAAAAGUACAAUUUUUUUGAAAUUUUUUUACUUAUAUACUCAAAAUGUCCAUCAAAUGACAGCACGUUAUCAAGCUGAAAACCUAAAUAUUUUGCCGUUUUUACAAUUUUGAUCUCUUCAUUGUUAAUGUGUAAAUUAAUCAGAUUUAAAUUUAUUAAACUAUACUUAUGUUUAGUAGUAAAAAUAACAGCUUU